Physcomitrium patens is the source of this 3142-nucleotide messenger RNA. NCBI's taxonomy places the organism in Eukaryota, Viridiplantae, Streptophyta, Bryopsida, Funariales, Funariaceae. The record is from RefSeq and is a predicted model, not a curated record.
GCAGUCUGGACCAGCUUUGUGCGUAGGAUACCAGCGUUGAUAGCCCCUGGAGCUCAGCGAUGGCUGCAGGGGCGACCGACACAAGCAGAAGUUCGGUACUUGGUGGAGUUCCAGUGGAUCAACACUGAAGGAUAAGAGCACGAGACGACCUGAUCGACUGCCUGUUAGGGUGGCGAUCGACCCGGACCAUGCAUAUCAGUCCGGAAGUGUGGAAGUGGCAGGUUAUAGUGUGAGCGUGGUGAUGCAGAAGGAGGCGUUGAUCAUGCAGCUGAUCAUGAGCUUCUUGUUGUGGAUGCGCCUGGUGUUGUUGAUUCCGGGUCGUAAAGCUGCCACUGCGAACCGAGCUGGUGGAGGAUCACCAUUGUACGAGGUUUCGGCAGUGGAGGAGUUUGCUGGCCAACAAGGAUUUGAGGCGAAGUUGGUGCUUUCUGGUGGAUUCGGAGACGAUGCAUUGGGCCAGGAUAUCAGUCCUCUUAGCUUCAUUGUCAGGGUUGAGAAGAGUACACAGCUGCGAGUGUACAUCUCCGAUGCCAAAAACCCAAGGUGGGAAAUCCCUCACAAUUUGAUUCCCCGACAGAAAAUCGACUCCAACCUGGCUGCAUCAACGGACUCUCCAUUGCUAUUUGUCACCCACACUAUCAAACCAUUCGGUUUUGCAGUGACCCGAGUAUCUAACGGUGACGUGUUGUUCAACUCCACUCCGCCUGGAGACACCUCAAACCUUCUAUUCAAUCCUAUCAUCUUCAAGGACCAGUACAUUGAAAUCUCUUCACAACUUCCUCAGAGUAGUAACCUGUUCGGAUUGGGGGAGAGCACCAGGUCAGAUGGCUUGAAGCUCAAGCCAAACAGAACCUACACUUUGUGGACUACUGAUAUCGCUGCCCUAUUUGGUGAUGUUGAUCUCUACGGAUCAUGGCCAUUUCACAUUGAGGUGCGAGAAAGAGGGGUAUCACACGGAGUGCUACUCCUGAACAGCAAUGGCAUGGAAAUCAGCUACACUGAGAAGUAUUUAACGUACCGAGUGAUUGGAGGAGUUCUAGAUUUCUACUUCUUUCCUGGGCCGACACCCCUGGACGUGGUGGAUCAGUUCACGCAGCUAGUCGGCAGGCCUGCUGCGCAACCCUACUGGUCGUUCGGGUUUCACCAGUGCCGAUGGGGAUACCGAAACGUAUCAAUUGUGAAGCAGGUGGUGGAGAAUUUUAGGAAGGCUAAAAUACCAUUAGACACAAUGUGGAACGACAUCGACUAAGACAGGUUUCUGGAUUUCACUAAUGACGAAGAAAGAUUUCCACUGCAUGAAUGGCGUGCUUUUGUCGAUGAACUACACGCUAAUAGCCAGCACUAUGUCAUUCUUGUGGACCCUGGGAUCGGCUCAGCCUACGACGACUACAAAACCUACUCUCGCGGAUUGGAGUAGGGCAUCUUCCUAAAGAAUGACAAAGGAGAGCCACAUAUGGGCCAAGUCUGGCCCGGACCAGUCCACUAUCCAGAUUUUUUGAACCCCAAUGCAAUACGAUGGUGGACAAACGAGGUGCAGCUCUUCCACGACCAAUUGCCUUUCGAUGGGAUGUGGAUCGACAUGAACGAGUUGUCCAACUUCUGCACAGGAACGAAUUGCACUUGGAAUGGCACAAUCCUCGGUGGUGUUACCGAAUGCUAUCUACAAUUUACUAAUACGCACACUAAAUAUGACGACCCACCGUUCCGAAUCAACCACUACGGUAAAAAUGAGAAGCUUGGAUACCUCACAGCCGCUAUGACCUCGAAGCAUUGGGAUGGGACUCUGGAGUAUGAUGCUCAUAGCCUGUAUGGAUUAGCAGAAUCUAUCGCCACAAAAGUUGCGCUCACGAAGGUAAGGAAGAAGAGACCGUUCUUGCUGUCUCGCUCAACUUUUGUUGGAUCUGGUGCACAUGCAGCUCACUGGACAGGGGACAACAAAGCAACGUAUCGCGAUAUUGGAUACUCCAUUGUCACAGUGAUGAACUCAGGCAUGGCUGGGAUCCCCAUGGUUGGCGCAGACAUCUGUGGGUUCUACGACAUGGCCUCAGACGACUUGUGCAGCAGAUGGAUCCAAACCGGAGCGUUUCACCCCUUCUCACGAGCUCAUUCUAACAGAGACAACGCCCCGAAGGAGCUCUACCUGCUUCCCAAAACAACCAUUUCAGCAAGAAAGGCCCUAAGACUGAAAUAUCAAUUGCUUCCAUACUACUACACGCUAAACUAUGAAGCGCACACGAAAGGCUAUCCGAUUGUGAGACCAUUGUUCUUCGCAUUUCCACAGGAUCCCCUCGCGGUUGAUGUCUCCUACCAAUUCCUGGUCGGCAACCACAUUCUAGUAUCCCCCGUGAUCACAGAGAAUGCCACUGAAAUUAAGGCAUACUUCCCAACGGGCACAUGGUAGAACAUGUUCGAUCAUUCUCGGAUCGUUAGCAAGGGUGAGCACAUCAUCUUGCAAGCGCCAUGGAACGUGAUCAACGUACACGUUCGCCAAGGAGCUAUAAUUCCGAUGCAACAAAAUGCACUGACAUCAAUCGCGGUGCGCAAGACACCGUUCUCACUGGUUAUUUCACUACCGAGUGACGCUUCCCUGAGCACCGCUGGUGGCUACGUGUUCCUAGACAACGGAGAAGAGAUCGACAUGACCCUGCGACGGAAUCAUUCUACUCUGGUGAGAUUUGAAGCUGUGGCGACGCAAAAGAGCGGCGUUAUUACAGCAACAGUUGAGCAGGGUGAGUUUGCGUUGUGGGAAGGUUGGAUUGUGGACCGCGUUGUGAUUUUAGGGGUGGACUCUACUCCCACUAUUGCACAUGUGACUCAGAAAUUGUCGAAAACAUCAGCUAAACUGUUCCACAGUGGUCAGAAACUGGAGGUCUCAGGUUUGAAGCUUCUUCUGGGUGAAGCUUUCCAGAUACAGUGGGGGUUUUGAGGGGAAUUUUUAGUCCACACAUGAAGAACCUGCAUAAUGGGUAGAUGGUCCGAGGAGUUGCAGGCAGUCGUGAGCACAAUUCCAAGGUAGUUUAGUUACAGAAACAAUGCAGGACUGGUGAGAAUGCCUCCAUUGGGCACAGUUGCAUCAUGUACCAAAUUGUUAUUUUCUGCAAUUGCUUCAUCGUGCACUUCAAUAUAUACUUACAUACAUACA